AUGGCGGAUGUCCCUGGGGUUCAGAGAUCGCUUCCCAGUGGCGGCCCGGAGCCUCGAGACCCGCUGGACUGCUGGGCCUGCGCGGUGCUGGUCACGGCCCAGAAUCUCCUGGUGGCUGCCUUCAAUCUUCUCCUGCUCAUGCUGGUGUUGGGGACCAUCCUGCUACCUGCUGUCACCAUGCUAGGCUUCGGCUUCCUCUGCCACUCUCAGUUCCUGCGCUCCCAAACACCCGCUUGCACCGCACACCUUCGGGACCCAGGCUUCACGGCCCUGCUGGUCACCGGAUUCCUGCUCCUGGUCCCUCUACUGGUGCUUGCUCUGGCCAGCUACCGUCGCCUGUGUCUGCGCCUUCGCCUGGCUGACUGCCUCGUGCCCUACAGCCGAGCGCUCUAUCGGCGACGGCGUCCUCCACAACUGAGGCCCACCCGGCCCUCCCCGGCAUCCCCGGCUGUCCCCACAUCGGGGAAGGUCUGGGUUUGAGGAACAUCUCCAAUGACUGUCCUUUUUUCCCAGUCAGCCCAAAUACUUGAAGCCAGGGGGUCUGUUUCCUAUCUCUCCCCUGCUUGCAACC
This is a messenger RNA of Suncus etruscus (white-toothed pygmy shrew), 571 nucleotides long. It is a transcript of the gene TMEM88, whose product is annotated as transmembrane protein 88. Lineage: Eukaryota; Metazoa; Chordata; Mammalia; Eulipotyphla; Soricidae. Gene Ontology annotation, cellular component: plasma membrane. Gene Ontology annotation, molecular function: PDZ domain binding. Gene Ontology annotation, biological process: negative regulation of canonical Wnt signaling pathway. The coding region runs from base 1 to 480 and encodes 159 amino acids. The transcript has 2 exons. The record is from RefSeq and is a predicted model, not a curated record.